GAACCCAAACAUCAUGAGAAUCAAAAAUCUGACAAAAAGUGACUCAGCAGAAUACAAAUGCUACAACAGUUACACAGAAUGGUCAUACUCUCAUUUCCCAGGAGUGAUGUUAGUCGUGACAGGCCUGGAAGUGGUGGUGACCCCCUCUGCUGUGGUGACAGAGGACAAGAGAGUAACACUGACCUGUAGUAGCAGCUGUCCUCUGACUGACAACACCUACAUCUGGUACUGCAACGGACAACCUCUGACCCUGACAGAGGGCCAACACAAACAGCUGGUUCUAGACCCAGUCAGCGCUCAGCAUGCAGGAAAAUACUCCUGCGCUGUGAGGAGCCACCAAAACAUCAAGUCGCCUGAGGAGACUCUCACUGUCAGAGGGCCAUCAUGGACAUUAGCAGCAGCUGCAGGAAUUGCUGCUGCUCUGCUACUUGUCAUACUCCUUUCCAUCUUCCUGUGGAUUAGAAGAAAAAGGACGUCAACUCAAACCCCCAGACCUGAAGCACAAGAAGACACAGAGCAGUUAAACCACCCGCCUGUGCACAGCAGCAUCUCAGCCGUGGGACAGGAGCCGAUCCGUGCAGCUCAGAGCAAACCAGCUGAGCAGGAUGAGCAUCACUACAGCAGCCUACACUUCUCUAAGAAAAAUCCCCUGUACUCCAUCGACCAGCCGCCCCAGCCCCAGCCCCAGCCAGAGGAGGAAGUCCAGUAUGCUGCUGUCAACAUCUGCAGCGCUGACAUCGCCCCCAGGUUCACUGUAUCAACAGGAGAUGAGUACUGCACAGUACACAAAAAAACCAAAAACAAUAAAUGAGCACCAUAAAGAGCAGUGUACAUAUGCAGUGUACAAAGAGUGUGUUAUAAAGUGAGAGAGCAAGAGGAAGGGAAAGAGUGAGGGUUUCCCCUUGUAACUGUUGACGUGGCAGCAAGGAUUCUCAACUUGCAUAUGAUCCUUUGUGCUUUGUCACAUCUUUGUAUAUUUUGAAUAUUUUUUGUGUGCACCUCUUCUCUCAUGUGUGUUUCUAUCAUUUCUUAUUGAUGCACUUGUGUGUGUUUUCAUAUUUCUAUGUGGUGUGUUUUGUGGACGUGCUGUGUAAACACUGGAAAUAAAACUGUAAUACAAAUAAGUUUCUUUAUUUUCCAUUUGGUAUCAGCGACACAAAAUCACCAUGAAGCUUCCCAAUGAAGCCAAAAAGUCCCACAAACUAACAGAAAGUGCCAUCAAGUUUAACUGUGACUGUGAAUAGUCCCACUAAGAUUGCUUUGGUGAUUGUUGAGUUUCUAAUGUCAAUAUCAACUCAUUUUGUUCAUUAUAUCAUUUAUUUUUUAUUUCUUUGUUCCUCAUUGUGUAUUUGUUUUUUUUAUAAGCCUCAAGGGGUGUUUUAU
This is a messenger RNA of Myripristis murdjan (pinecone soldierfish), 1383 nucleotides long. RefSeq names its product sialoadhesin-like. The record is from RefSeq and is a predicted model, not a curated record. The transcript has 6 exons. The coding region runs from base 14 to 811 and encodes 265 amino acids. Lineage: Eukaryota; Metazoa; Chordata; Actinopteri; Holocentriformes; Holocentridae.